This is a messenger RNA of Pseudo-nitzschia multistriata, 2365 nucleotides long. The record is from the annotation of a GenBank genome assembly. NCBI's taxonomy places the organism in Eukaryota, Bacillariophyta, Bacillariophyceae, Bacillariales, Bacillariaceae.
CGUGCCGUAUGGAUGCGAAGAGUGAGUGUCGAGUUCAUCCAAAUCAUUCGAGAGAUCAUCCCAGAGCUAGAGGAAGCCGAUCAAGCCCCCCCUCCAAAUCCAGAAAGGGAAGACAAAACCAUUGCGAUACCUCUGUAGGCCUUGGUCAUCGAACGAGACCGAAGACAAUGUUUCGGCGACGGAUACCCAAAACUACCGACAGCGACAUAUCCAUAGAAACCGGUAUCGUGGUGGAAGAAAGCAAUGGUCACGGCCGUUCCGGAAGCUCAUCAGUCGCCGGUUUGAAAACUUUCAACCGAACGAGGAGGAGCAAGAUGUCCAGUUCGCUGGGAUCGUUGCCGAAGAACAUCUUGUGCUCGUCGCCAUCGACGACAACCGUCCUGGCAUUCUUUGCGGCGGCCUGGGCCUUCUUGCUACUCCGAUCCUACCGUGGCGGAAUCACGGCGGCGGGGAACGAGACGUGGUACCCGGUCCCUCUCAUUGGGUUCGUGCGUUCCGAGCUGGCGCUGGGGUGCUUUCUGGUGUGCUGGAUCCCCUUUUGGGUUCUGGCCACGGGAUGGACCCUUGCCGGGCUGCUCCUUCUGUCGCCGCUGGCCAUGUUGAUCUGUGUUCUCGUCAUGCCCGGCCCCCUGCCCAUCAUCUUUCGGACCGUUCGCUGCUGCGGGAUCCUGACGGCCUUCCUGGCGCUGCUGGUCUUCCCGUUCUGGAAACGGCCCCAGGCCGCCGUGGUGGUGUUUUUGGCCAUCGCGGUGGCCACGCCCUACCUUCCCGAGUUUGCCAAGCCCAUGUUCUCUGCGAUCCCCGUCGAAGAAAUUUACGAGUACGUCAUCAAUUACGAACCCGAUAUCAUAGAGGACGUUGGUGCUUCCGCGCUCGAGGCGGGCCCGCUGCUGGACUUUGUGUGGGAAAAUCGCAACGACUGGGUCAAGGUCAGCCACGGCCGGGCCCUGGGAUAUUUCGUGUUUGGGUGAGUAGCUCCCGCGUUGUAUUGCGGAAUCAUCGCAGGAAACAUCCUGUGGGGUGAAACGUUUGUUUUAAGUUGUGAAGCGUCCUAUCGCUCGGCGCCCAUGGUUUGAUUCUCGUAGAUUAGUGUGUGUCGUCCUGUUAGCGAUGGUCUGCGUUGCUACCGAAUCCUUUCCAAUCCAAUCUAAUCCAUUCCAUCGGAAACAGCAAAAACUUUAACCACGACCAGAGAAACCAGGUGAUAAAUGAAUACACCCUCCGCUCGGGAUUCCGGUCGACGAGCUACCGAGAAACCUGGGGCGAGAGCGAUUACCGCCUCUACUUUCCCCAGAAACGAAAAGAAGUGUCGACCAAGUUCCGGGAACGAUUCGGCUCGAGCCUUGCCAGCAUCUAUGCUAGGGUCUUGGGAGUAGAUCCCGGCUUCAUUGUGCUGGGAGACACGGGGACGCUUGCGAAGCAGGAGCGGAUGGGCUUUCCGGCCGUCAAGAUCGUCUUUCCCUCGCUCUUCUGGCACUGGUUCAACAAUCCACACACCGACAACUACCUGUACCAGAUGGACGAGAUCGACGGCAGGCAGUGCGACAAGGACCGACAACGAACCUUCUUGAUACCGCUCACAGAACCACCGGGUGCGGGACUGUAUUACUGGUUCGGAGACGGAACCCGGGUCGAUGUCGACUACAAGGUCGGAAACGUCUACAGCUUCGAGGUGAGCGUCCUGCACGCCAUCCGGCCUUUUCCCUACUUCGAGUGGAGCUGGGGGAGCAUGAUGGAUUCGAGGGUUACAAUACAGGCCUUUGGCAUACCGUGUGGUGACUACUGGUACAUUACUCAUUGAGCACAAUUGCUGGACAUUUGGUGUUUCAUAACACGCACGUCUAGUACAAUUGCUGGGCAUUUGCUGUUCAUGGCACGUAUUUUGUACUUUUGAAAAAAUGCAGUGCGAUGCUUGUAUCUGAACAUCAUUUCGACACAAAUCUAUACCGUAUACCUCUACAUUCAAUAAGAUGUCCGUAAUUGGCACCAAUGUUUUCGUACAUUCCUACAUCCAUUGAAGCUGCGAAAUACGCACAAUUUUCUCAUGGAUCUGUAACGCAUAGUGAUCAGGAAUUGCGUCAUCCUCGAGGUUCACACACAAAUAAAGAACAGCAGGAACUAUUCUCGGAAGCAAGAUUCUAGAAGGCAAGGAAUACGGACCAGAAGAAGAAAAAGAAACUGGCAAGAAGUAGAGAAGGGAGAAGACGAUCUCUGGAAAGAACCAUAAAAAUGGUAAAGACCUAACAUAAAUAGAAGGAAAGUGCCCUCAGCUUUAUAUAUCUACGAGCUGGCGACAGCGGGAAGACACCUAAUAAAACAGACACGAAUUUGAUUGAAUUAGAGCAAAUAAGUAUACCCUUUAUUU